Molecule: messenger RNA, 2273 nt
Organism: Pseudovirgaria hyperparasitica
Lineage: Eukaryota; Fungi; Ascomycota; Dothideomycetes; Acrospermales; Acrospermaceae
Exons: 2
Coding region: 356-2011 (551 amino acids)
Source: RefSeq, a predicted model, not a curated record
CGCUGUGUGGCGUCCACCUAUCUCCUCAGCUGAAAGCUAAAUAGAAAUGGACUUCAUGGCCAUGUUCACAAGGCUUUGUACACAUGACAUCUUCUCCGCGAUGCCUGAACAGCCUUGUGUCGCAAGUUUUCUAGAUCUGAGACGAUAGAGGAAUCCAAGAGCUAGGAAGUGCCGUAUAGUACAUUACGACUCUAUUACUUUUCCCCAACCCGCUUUCCUAUUCAGUCGUUUCCCUACAUCCAGGCUUCGUCGCGCCUCAAUCGCUACAUCGAUCAAUCAAGCACAGAAGAGAGAACAGCUUGAGUCACGAAAUAGAGCACGAACAUUGAAGAUGUCCGAUUCAGGCCAACCCCAAAUGGCAUCCGAAGCCCCCGACAACACUUCUAACAUCAUCGCCAUCGUCUCGCUUAUCAUCUCUAUUAUCGCAUUUGUCGUCGCUAUCGCCCAAGCCCUCCAGCAAUACCUCGCCUCUGCUGAAGGAUACCGCAAAUGUGCAAAGCCCGUCAUGGGCCACUGGGCCCAUAGCACACGGCGGCGCUUCCGCCUCAACGAAGUGCGCUUCGAAGUACUCUUCGAGACCCCAGUCCUCUUCGUUGGCACGCCGGAAAACAAGCGCGGCCCUGUACCAGGCCGCGGAAUUACGAACAUUGACGGUUCUGACGAAAGCUACGUCGCGAGUAACACGAUCGAUGAAAGCGCACAGGAAGUCGAGGACCGUGAAGCGGCGAACACCACGAAUCGGUUCCGGCGCGUUCAUACGAUCGAUGACGAGCGCGCGACGUGGGUUUCGCUGUUGACGAUGUUGCAGCGUGCUGAGAGGGCCGGGCGUGCGUGGGAUGCGAAGCAUGCGAUGACGCCCAAGGGGAUCAAGUAUGGUGCGCCCGAUUACAGUAUGGUCGUGCAGAUGCAGAAGCGCAAGCGCUCGUGGGAUUAUAUGCCAGAUAGUGUGCUGAAGCCGUAUGCGCAGACAACGAUGAGUCAUCUGGCGGAGCUGGCAGUCAUGCUGGGGAUGCGGUGGCGCACGUUUGAUCCGGACACGGACAAUCUGCGUGCGGAAGGAAACGGAAUGAUCUUGACGUCGUCGCAGUAUGUCGGGCUAGGACUCGGGGUGAGCUUCUCGGUAUUCAGCAUGACGGAAUUUGGAGAGCGACGAACAAUGCCCGCUGUCAACGUACGAAAGCUCGUAUUCGGGUGUGUGGAGACGAUGUAUGAUGAUCUGGCAUUGAAUUUUGGUGGAGACCAAGAGAUUCGUCGUACGCUACAGCUUGUCGGGUGCAAGCAAGAUACAAUCGAGAAGUGGUUCAAGCGACGUGAUCAUGUCCGGUCUGUAUCCUUCGAGCUCGUAGCUAUGCUCUCCACGAACAUUCGUAUUCGCGGAUCCUCAUUUCGACGGCUUCCCAAUCCGACCAAAGAUCCCUGGAACGACGCAUUCAGCGCCCUAACCAUUGUAACUGAAAUCAUCGCACAGAUUCGCAAACUCGCGACAUUUCCACACGUAUCUUCACAGGUUCAAAGUAUCAUAGAAGCCUGGGAAGACCUCACCGAUGUCUGGCGAACGAAAGAUGAUGAGAUCGAUAUCGACCUCCUCGAGAAAGUCCACGAUGCAAUCGACAAUAUCGACGAAUGGCUCUUGGCACAACCAAAAGCUACCGUCAUCAGCGUCGCAGGCUCCCAUGUUACCACUGUGCUAGCGCAGCUUGAUGAUCUCGAAUCGUUCUUGUCGAGUCGUGACUGUGAUACGGAACAGGAGUUGUUCGAGCACUACUUCAAUGAGAUCCGUCCCCUUGUUGCAGCGGCGAACAGUGGCACUGGGACAACGUCAGGUAGCUACUACAGUCCGGCAAGCGCGCAUUCAAUAUCCCUAGAGAAGAAGAGACUGAGAGAGGAUGUCUGGGUGGCGUUGAUGUGGAGGAUGGGUUUGUGGGGCUUAUUGCAUGAUUAUGAGGACGGUGAUUUGAAUGUGCUGCCAGGGAGAUUGAUGAAUACAAGACUGCCGGUAUAUAUUCUGUAAGCUGGACCAUCAAUCAUAUACGAAAGGGGUGAAUUAAGCGACUUUGUUACAUUAUUUGGCUUUUUGUUCUUGUGUGCAAGACGCACCAGCCGAAGUGAAUUACAAUAUUUGGCAGUAGCUAACUGGCGAGGCCGUUCUUCCCAGAUGUACCGGUACGCCUUUGGUGACCAUAUUCCUCGGUGUCAUAUAUAGGAAGUAGCUUGCUGUUCAGGAGAUAUGAUUUUAUAAUCUUUAGAUCAAUAAGUCUAGACCUACACGACCG